This is a messenger RNA of Lontra canadensis (Northern American river otter), 2070 nucleotides long. It is a transcript of the gene VGLL2, whose product is annotated as vestigial like family member 2. Lineage: Eukaryota; Metazoa; Chordata; Mammalia; Carnivora; Mustelidae. The transcript has 4 exons. The coding region runs from base 197 to 1165 and encodes 322 amino acids. The record is from RefSeq and is a predicted model, not a curated record. Gene Ontology annotation, biological process: regulation of transcription by RNA polymerase II. Gene Ontology annotation, cellular component: nucleus.
AGCGCGGUCUGGGUUGAAAUUGCUGGGGUGGGAGGGGAGCCUGCGAGCGGGAUCCCGAGCCGGUGAGCGCGCUGGCCACCGCUCCGCCGCCGAUGACUCCGGAGCUCAGGUCCAAGCGCCGCCCAUGCAGCAUCACUGCGUUCCACCGACCCAGAGUUGAUGAAAAAUCACUUAGCCGUCUUCGCAGCGGGGAGCCAUGAGCUGUCUGGAUGUUAUGUACCAAGUCUAUGGUCCUCCGCAGCCUUACUUUGCAGCCGCCUACACCCCCUACCACCAGCAGAAACUAGCCUAUUACUCCAAAAUGCAGGAAGCCCAAGAGUGCACCGCCAGCCCCAGCAACAGCACGGGCAGUGGCAGCUCCUCCUUUUCCAGCCAAACUCCAGCCAGUAUCAAAGAGGAAGAAGGCAGCCCAGAGAAAGAGCGCCCACCGGAGGCCGAGUACAUCAACUCCCGCUGCGUCCUCUUCACCUAUUUCCAGGGGGACAUCAGCUCUGUGGUGGACGAGCACUUCAGUAGGGCCCUGAGCCAGCCUAGCAGCUAUUCCCCGAGCUGUACAAGCAACAAAGCACCCAGGAGCUCCGGGCCCUGGCGGGACGGCUCCUUCCCGAUGAGCCAGCGCAGCUUCCCCGCCUCCUUCUGGAACAGCGCGUACCAGGCACCGGUGCCCGCGCCGCUGGGCAGCCCGCUGGCCGCCGCGCACUCGGAGCUGCCCUUCGCCGCCGCUGACCCCUACUCACCGGCCGCGCUGCACAGUCAUCUGCACCAGGGCGCGGCGGAGCCCUGGCACCACGCGCAUCCGCACCACGCGCACCCGCACCCGCACCACCCGUACGCGCUGGGCAGCGCUCUUGGCGCCCAGGCUGCCGCCUACCCGCGGCCCGCCGCGGUGCACGAGGUCUACGCGCCGCACUUCGACCCGCGCUACGGGCCGCUGCUGAUGCCCGCAGCCUCAGGGCGCGCGGCUCGCCUCGCGCCAGCCCCGGCGCCGGCUCCCGGCAGCCCGCCCUGCGAGCUCUCCGCCAAGGGCGAGCAGACCGGCGCCGCGUGGGCCGCGCCCGGAGGACCUUUCGCCAGCCCCGCGGGGGACGUGGCCCAGGGUCUGGGACUCAGCGUGGACUCAGGUUUCCAGCGUCAGGACAAAAGCAAGGAUCUGCACUGGUUUUAGACUGCCCACCUUGUUCCCUGUAGGUCUCUGCCUAGCGCCAGUUGCUGAUGCUCAGAGCUGAAAUCGAGUGGGUUUGUAAUGGCUUCUGAUCUUGGUUUGCAGCUCGUCGUUAUUCCCUCUGUGGCACAUCCCUCCUGAGCUGAUCUGAUGGCCCCAGGUUUCCCCUUCCCUUUCCCUUCUGACCAGCCACGGAGGUUCAGCAUCUGGACCUCUCACUUCAUGGAUGAGGAUGUGGGGGAAGGCAGAGACUUCAGACAUCUCCACGUGUUGGGAAAACCAAAACAUGCCUCUUCAGAAACUUUGUCUAACUAUAUUCCUUCUGCGGAAAGAGCAGAUCCAAAGACUCUGACUCAUGUUUAAUGACUUUUGGGCAAAUCACUGGAAAUACCUGUGGUGAACUCACUUAGGUGAUAUGUUGUCGUAAGUUUUCUUGGAAAGAGGAGGAAAAAAAGAGACUUUCUGGUGUGAAUAUUUUCUAUGCUGAUGUGAAUUAUGUCAUUAAGUAGUGUGACCAUCGCUCUCCUGAUGUCUGUAUCCUCACAUUUAAAAUGUAUUUGUAUUUGCAUCGAAGACUGUGGUAGAGAAGUAAAAGAGGCCAAUUCCUUCUUCCCCACCUCAAGGCCUCCAGCUCCCUUCGUGCCCACUCCCUCCCAGCAACACCCACUCCAGACACAAAAAGACACACUCUUUUCCUUCGGACUGUGAACAUGGAAGCCUCAGCCUAAAUGUGAGUGGCAAGUGGCUUAUCUGGAGCCAUCUGCCCAAGUCUUACUGAAAUGCAGCUGUUGUAGGACAACUGUUGAAAACUCCAGAAAUACAUCGACCAAGGUGGCACUUCCCAGUGUUUGGCACGACAAUUGCAAUUGCACUGGAUCUAUUUUAUAUGUGUGUGUGUGUGUGUGUGU